AUGAUAUUCAAUAUCGAUGAUCUCGUAGUGCACUUUCCCUAUGACAAGAUCUAUCCCGAACAAUACCAGUACAUGUGCGAUCUAAAGAAGGCGCUUGAUGCGCAGGGUCACUGUGUGCUUGAAAUGCCUUCUGGUACUGGUAAAACAGUAUCACUUUUGUCGCUCAUUGUAGCCUACCAAAUGCAACACCCGGAAGAUCAUCGUAAACUAGUAUACUGUUCACGAACUGUUCCAGAAAUUGAAAAGGCUUUGGCAGAGUUACGACAGUUGAUGAAAUACCGUAAAGAACAGGGACUUGAAGACGAUUAUUUUGGCGUUGGAUUGACAAGUCGGAAAAACCUGUGCUUGCAUCCUGUCGUAUCGAGAGAGCGAAAAGGAAAAGUGGUGGACUCGAAAUGCAGAAAUAUGACAGCUAGUUGGGUACGGGCAAAGGCAGGCAAAGGAAAAGGCGCCAACACCAAUCCACAAGAUUUGGAAAUCGAUUCUAAUGUGGAACUAUGCGACUUUUACGAGCAAUUGGAUGCCAUGAAUUCUCCAAACCCUAUUCCCAAAGGCAUUUAUACACUUGCUGACUUGAAGGCGUAUUGCGAGAAAAUGAAAUUCUGCCCUUACUAUUUGGUUCGACGAGCAAUUCCGUUUGCAAACAUCGUCAUUUAUUCAUACCACUAUAUGCUUGAUCCAAAAGUUGCUGAACUUGUGUCAAAAGAAUUAUCAAAAGAUGCUAUUGUUGUGUUUGAUGAAGCCCACAAUAUUGACAAUGUGUGUAUUGAAGCACUCAGUAUCGAUUUAACGCGACCGAUGCUUGACGCUGGUGCAAGAAGUAUUACGAUGCUGGCGGAUAGAAUCCAAGAAAUCAAAGAAACGGACGCAGAACGAUUACGAAACGAAUAUUCAAAACUUGUGGAAGGUUUACGGGACGCAAGUGCAGCACGCGAUGAAGACACAUUUAUGGCGAGUCCAGUACUCCCAGACGACUUGUUAAAAGAAGCAGUACCGGGAAACAUUCGACGAGCGGAACACUUUGUAGCGUUUCUGCGAAGGUUCAUUGAAUAUCUCAAAACCCGUAUGCGCGUCAUGCACGUUGUUGCGGAAACACCUGUCUCGUUUUUACAGCAUCUAAAAGAUGUAACCUAUAUCGAACGCAAGCCAUUACGAUUCUGUGCAGAGCGGCUUACGAGUCUUGUCCGUACGCUUGAAUUGACCGAUUUGGAGCAUUAUUCGAGUUUACAAAAGAUCGCCUCGUUUGCAACCCUUGUUGCCACGUAUGAUAAAGGAUUCAUGUUGAUCCUUGAGCCGUUUGAGACGGAAACAGCUACGAUUCCCAAUCCAGUCUUUCAUUUCACUUGCUUGGAUGCGUCUAUAGCUAUUAAGCCGGUGUUUGAACGGUUUGGUACAGUGGUCAUUACAUCUGGAACAUUAUCACCGCUGGAAAUGUACCCUAAGAUGUUGAAUUUCCAAGCUGUCGUUCAAGAAAGUUAUGCCAUGACGCUGACGCGAAACUGUUUCUUACCCAUGGUUAUCACUCGUGGCUCGGAUCAAGUCGCUGUAAGCUCCAAAUUUGAGGUUCGAAACGAUCCAGCCGUUGUUCGCAACUUUGGUCAAAUUAUGGUGGAGUUUUCUAAAAUUGUACCUGAUGGUGUCGUUUGCUUCUUCCCAAGUUAUUUGUACAUGGAGCAAAUUGUAUCAAUGUGGAAUGAUAUGGGUAUUCUAAACGAAGCAUGGAAGCAUAAGCUCAUCUUUGUGGAGACUCCCGAUGCCGCAGAGACUUCCAUGGCACUUGCUAACUACAGAAAGGCCUGUGAUAACGGACGUGGGGCUAUUUUGCUGUCGGUGGCUCGUGGUAAGGUCUCUGAAGGUAUCGAUUUCGAUCACAAUUAUGGCCGUGCUGUACUUAUGUUUGGUAUCCCAUAUCAAUACACCGAGUCGAGAAUCCUUAAGGCACGAUUGGAAUAUUUACGGGAUAACCAUCACAUCCGAGAAAACGAUUUCUUGACCUUUGAUGCCAUGCGCCAUGCAGCCCAGUGUGCUGGACGUGUAUUACGAGGAAAGACGGAUUAUGGAUUGAUGGUGUUUGCAGAUAAGCGAUUUGCCAGAGCAGAUAAGCGAUCCAAGUUACCCAAAUGGAUCAAUCAAUAUGUUACGGAUGCUUCUACCAAUUUGUCAACGGAUAUGGCCCUUGUCAUUGCCAAAAAGUUUCUAAGAACUAUGGCGCAGCCUUUUGAAAUGAACCAGUCAGGUGUAUCUUUAUGGACAUUAAAAGACAUCGAGGCACGACAAAAGACUACUGCGGCAUAA
This is a messenger RNA of Zychaea mexicana, 2295 nucleotides long. RefSeq lists its product as uncharacterized. The transcript is spliced from 14 exons. The coding region runs from base 1 to 2295 and encodes 764 amino acids. The record is from RefSeq and is a predicted model, not a curated record. Gene Ontology annotation, biological process: positive regulation of mitotic recombination; transcription by RNA polymerase II; nucleotide-excision repair. Lineage: Eukaryota; Fungi; Mucoromycota; Mucoromycetes; Mucorales; Lichtheimiaceae. Gene Ontology annotation, cellular component: nucleus. Gene Ontology annotation, molecular function: ATP binding; DNA helicase activity; damaged DNA binding.